Sinocyclocheilus anshuiensis is the source of this 1105-nucleotide messenger RNA. Its product is annotated as E3 ubiquitin-protein ligase TRIM58-like. The record is from RefSeq and is a predicted model, not a curated record. The transcript is spliced from 6 exons. Bases 134 to 1105 code for a protein of 323 amino acids. Lineage: Eukaryota; Metazoa; Chordata; Actinopteri; Cypriniformes; Cyprinidae.
UAAGCAGCUGGAACCAGAAGAGUUGAAUUCCUUAAGCUUCCCGUUCUAGACACACCUAUUUUGCACAAGUCUCAUCAACCAGGAAACUGUUUCAUUCGUUCAGAGAAAGUGAAAGUUAAGUGCUGUUGAGCUGAUGUUUGUUUCUCUGUCUGAAUGUACAUGCAGUGAAAUGGCAGAAACCAGUUUUUCUCAGGACCAGUUCAGCUGUGCAGUGUGUCUGGAUCUCCUGAAGGAUCCAGUGGCCAUUCCCUGUGGACACAGUUAUUGUAUGAGCUGUAUUACAAGCUACUGGGAUCAGGAGGAUCAGAAGGGAGUCUACAGCUGCCCUCAAUGCAGACAGACCUUCACUCCAAGACCUGCUUUAAAUAAAAACACCAUGCUGACUGAAGUGGUGGAGCAACUGAAGAAGACUAAACUCCAGGCUGGACCUGAAGAUGUGGAGUCUGACGUCUGCACUCGAAGAAAACGCAAAUCUGUCAAGUCCCGUCAGAUGAGUUUGAAAGAGCGACAGAGAAAGUUUCAGCAGAGGGAGAAAGAUCUUGAGCUGAGAGAGGCUGUGGAGUCUCAUAAAGUGGUUUUGGAAGAGAGAAAGAGAAAAUUCCAGCAGAGAAUCCAGCAGAGGCAGAAAGAUCUUGAGGAGCUGAGAGAGGCUGUGGAGUCUCACGAGCGCUCUGCACAGACAGCAGUAGAGGACAGUGAGGGGAUCUUUACUGAGCUCAUCCGCUCCAUUGAGAGAAGCCGCUCUGAGGUGACACAGCGGAUCAGAGAACGGGAAAGGGCUGCAGUGAGUCGAGCUGAAGGACCCGUGUAUCGACUGGAGCAGGAGAUUGAUGAUCUGAAGAGGAGACACGCUGAGCUUGAGCAGAUUUCACAUAUACAUGGUCACACCAAGUUCCUCAAGAGUUUCCAGUCCCUCGCUGUAUCUCCUGAAUCUGGAGAUGAACCCAACAUCAAGAAAAACUGGAGGAUUUCUAGUUUCCAGUCCCUCGCUGUAUCUCCUGAAUCUGGAGAUGAACCCAACAUCACUCUCAGCUCUCUCCUCUCUUUUGAUGAUGUGGGAAAGUCCCUCUAUCAACUGAAAGAAAAACUGGAGGAUUUCUGUUGA